Molecule: messenger RNA, 2247 nt
Organism: Fulvia fulva
Lineage: Eukaryota; Fungi; Ascomycota; Dothideomycetes; Mycosphaerellales; Mycosphaerellaceae
Exons: 1
Coding region: 1-2247 (748 amino acids)
Biological process (GO): silent mating-type cassette heterochromatin formation
Cellular component (GO): rDNA heterochromatin; SHREC complex
Source: RefSeq, a predicted model, not a curated record
AUGCCGCCUGCAGAGACAAUUGUCCUGUCCACUGGGCCCGACUCCGAUGGCACUGGCAUUGGACCGCCGGAAACGACAGGAAUGUACCAGGAUGACGAGCACUACAUCGAAAAAAUUGCUGCCAUGUGGGCAAAGGAUCAAAGGUGUCCAGGUGGGUAUGCCUAUCGACUCGAUCGCCUUCCAACUGGUUACUCUGGUUGGGUCAAGCCUCGCGGGGGCGAUACGAAACAUGUCGACAGAUACCUCUACGGCCACCCCAGUGGUAAGCACUUCAGAUCCAACAAUGAGAUAUACCCGCACUUCAAACACCUACAGGAUCAUGGUGGAUCCGUCGGUUGUCCUUGUCCGCUAUGCUCAGGCAAAAAGACUGCCAAGAAAGCUACCAGUACAGGUAAUUCAAUGUCCAGUGGUAGUCCCGCUGAAAGAUCAGGAUUCUUUGCUGCGAGCUCUUCUUCGAGGCCAACGAAAUCUGCUGAACCUCCAAGGACCGACCCCAAGUUCCUACAACACCUCCCUCAGGGUCGUCUGACCUCAGACUCUCCCGCACCAGCGCAGCGAAGGAAACAGGUUGAUGCCGAGGGAACGACGGAUCUCUAUCGACUACUGAUCGACAAGCUCCAGGCUGCGGGUCCAGAGUCAAGCGUCAGCGAGAAUAUCAUAGACUCUAUGUCACCCGACUGGCGCGCUGGAAACGAGAUGCUGCACGAGCUGUUUGCUUCUUGGUCUAACCUACCCAGCUAUGUGCCACGUCCAGGAGAGGUCGUGCUCUUUGCACGCAAUGUCCUGGAUGACGGCCUGGCCUGGGAUAAAUCUGCCCAGACCUUGCGUCGCAUAGAUGCUCAGGAUUCAACAUGGCUCGACAAGCCCAGAUGGGAUGUCGGUGUGGUGACUCAAACCCCAGAAGAACCAGUCUCACCCGAAGACUUGACAACUUUAUCUCAGCAGAAGAGGCAAAACGUGACUUACUCUGGCUUCCGAAUCGAACCAAUGUCAGAACCGUCAAGUAACGACAAGCACCACGCCAGACAGCACAAAUAUGUACCGUUGCAUGCAAUUCGACCUUUCGCCUUCUGGCGAGAGUGCCUUGGCAGCACAGAAGAAACGGAACGGCCAGUGACGCUCAAGCAUGCUAUGACCGUGGCCAACAGCCUUUGCAUUCUAGGCAAAUACUCUUUCAAGGGUACUUGGCCGUCCGCCACACUGUUCGCAAGAGGCUUGUAUCUCGGCCCAGAGAUGAUCAUGGUCGGGGACAUUGUCCGUCUGUUUCCCAAACCUGGUGAACAGCGUGGAGACUCCAUCACUGAUGUCUUGGCCGUGACCUCGAUUCGCUUACGCUUCGUCAACCUAGAUGAAGCCUCUGACGAUGACUACGACAAUCGAGAAGCAUACGUCAAUUGUCUCCAUAUCUGCGGCCGUGCCUUUACGCUGGAUCCUAAGAGGUCGUUUGGAGGGAUUGGAAAAUCCCCAGCGACACCGGGACAACGUGGCGCGCCGCCAGCUCUCUCAGGCUUCGGCACCUGGUUUUACGUGGGCGACCCAAACGAUGGCAAGGGUAAAUUGGAGCUACCUUUCCAGAGAGUUGCCGGCAGAUUUUAUGAGGAGUCUGCAGUGCGGGCCUGGUUCGCCACACCGAUUGAUAUGCCUCCGCCUGCCAGCUUUCAGGCCGUCAACACGAAGCCAGUGGAGAAAACGAAGAUCCUGGAUUUAUCGCAAGGCUUCGCCGCCAUCCGCCAAGCGCGAGAGUACAGCCUCCAGCACGACAGUCGAAUCGAUCGAGCAGCCGGAAAAUCUUGGUUUUGGGCAGAUACUAGAAUCGAGCAACUCGACCUACACGAGAUCAAUGGACGUUUCGUGGGCGUCAAAGACGAAAAUCGCACUCGAAAGACCAUGAAUUCCUGGCGACAAGCGUUGGAAGUAAUGGACGGCAAGCGUGGUGGUGUUGAAGCUUAUCAUGCUGCUCGCAAACAGCGGCAGGAGGACGAGAAGCGACGUGAAAGUGCAGCUGUUCCUGGCACCUCGUGGGGUCUGAUGGCAGCAGCCACGCAGGUGGAUAGCACGGAUCAAGAUGAGAUUGCUGACGACGACGCUGAAGAUGGUGAGGUCGAGGAGACGGCAGAGGACGUCGACAACGAGAACGAGAACGCAAUGGACGUCGACGAGGGACAGCCACCGUCAGCCAGAGCAGGUGCCGCGAAUGUGAUCGAUCUCUCAGCGGAGGACGAUGAAGACGAGCUCAUGAUCGAGUGA